CGUUCCUAGUUCUUGGUAGAGAUCGCAGUCGCAGUUGUUCGUAGUUGGUUGGGGGUAGUGAGCCUGUGACAGUGCGUAGGAUUCAUGAAUGUCAGAUAGGUAGUGGCUAGCAGCGAGUUGUCUUGCUGUUGUGCCAGUAGUGCGUGCGCUGCCGGGACCAGGCGCGGAUGGGGAAUCUCGGUUCGUAACCAUGGCAACUAACAAACAGACAACUCAGUUUGGGAAGAGGAAGUGCUACCGAUUUUUCGCUUCCAGAUUCAUCGUGAAUUUUGAUGAUCUGUUUUACAGAUAGCAAGAUUAGAAAUGGCUGUACGGGACAUUAGCGUGUCUGGUCACUCAUGGGAUGAUGUAUGUGCAAGAUAUAACACAUGGUUUCAAACCACUGCUGAUGAUAUAUUUGAAUCACUGGUGGAUAAGUCCUCAAUUCCAAAUGAUUGUUUAUAUCAAAGCCUUUUGAAACUUUGGAAUAAAAAUGGUAGUUUCGUUGAAGUGUUUUCUUUAACAAAUGAUAACAUUUUUUCUACUCUACGGCAUCAGCUUAAUGAGAGCAAGCCAAAGAGUAUUCUGGAUGAUCCGAGAAUGCUUUUGUCAGGAGUUGAAUGGGGACCUGGCGAAAAGGUCCGUGCAAAAGCCACAAUUCUUAAUUGGAUGCUUAAAAAGUCUGAUAAUUCAUCAGCUGAAUGGGAAUUAGAAUUCAUUCGACAGGCGUUGCAUUCAAAUAGGAGUCUUCCACAAGGAAUGAAAGUUUUUGCGGUUUCAACUCGCAGUUACAAGGAUGUACUAGGUCAAGUUCUACAAAAUAACAUAACUGUUCUCUUUGCUGGAUUUUCUCUUAUUAUUCUCUAUGUCAUAAUAAUGCUUGGAAGAUGCAACAUGGUUGAACAGAGAAUUUUGCUAUCGUUGUUGGGAGUGUCUGUAAUUGGCCAAUCUAUAUUGGCUUCUUAUGGUCUUUGUUUUUACAUGGGCUUUUUUUGGGGCCCUCUUCAUCCUGUCCUGCCAUUUUUACUGUUAGGAGUUGGAGUUGACAAUAUUUAUGUUCUUGUACAAGUAAGUUACAAUGUAUUCUCUCUUGAAAAUUCUGAAUUGAUUAUUGUGAAUUGAAGAAGCACUUUAUCGUAUUGUCUGCUUUUAUAUUAUUGUGUCAAAAUAUUUGAUCAAUCACUAAUUGAAACAAUAGCAAAUAGCACAGUGAACAGCUCUCUCCUCAAACUGAGUAAAAAUGAUUCAUCUGAUUUGUGAGAAUAUCAAUAACAACCAUUCUUUUGCACAUCUGGAAUAAAUGUUUGUAAACCAGUGAUUUUUGUAUAUACAGACAAUAUAUGGUAUGAUGCAUGCAAAUUAUCUCUUUAAGCUAUUUCUUUCCUUAUGCUAAAAUCAAGCAGUGUAAAAUCUGAAAAAAUGUUUAGCAGCUUAGAACAUGUCUGAAGUAACCAGGCAUGUGUUUAUUGGUAUCUGAAAAAUUUAAAGUGUUCAUCCACUCAUUUUACUGCCUUAAAAAACACUACUAAUUUCAUCUCUCAUGUUCCCACAAAAGUAAGUCUAAUUUCACUUUGAAGAUUUUAGUUCGUGGGAAGAACGCUUGUACGAUACUGCCAAUAUCUAGUAUUUUAUUAACAAAAAUAUACUUUCAUUGUGUAAAACUUACUCAGUUAAAUAAACUUUAUGAUUUUCCCAAAAGUAUUAAAUAAAGAUAAUUUUAGUUGCUAUUUAUCAUGAAUGUAACACUUUUGCCUCUGUUGAGAAGUUACAAAUUUCUUUUGACUGGUGGAAAGGUGUACCUCUUGAGCAAACAAUUGAAGCAUUCAAUGUAAUUGUCCAUUUUACUCCAUUCUUUGUUUUCUUUUUGGAGAACGAUCCUUUGCAAAUGAAGCAGCCUACACUUAAGAACCUUUAUUGUAAGCAGCAUUGCUGUUCCGCAUCUAGCACUUUUUGAAAGCAUGGAUGACUGGAAUGAAAGAAAGAGUUGGCUUACUGAAAGAAGAUCUUUACAAAAAGUAAUGAAACUUGCAUUACCCAGUUUAGUAAUUGAUAAAAGGUGAACUUGCAUAUUAUUAUUAAUCAGAUUAAAGGGUGUUCUUAAUUAUGUCUUGGGGACAAAAUACCGAAGGGAUGAAAUAAGACACUUGGUAGAUUGUGCACACAUAUAGUAAGUUUUGGUAAACUACACCAGUACCUCAAAUACAAUUUAGAAUCUAUUUCCAAACACACAAUACAAAGCAAAAGAUGCAUCUCUUUUGUCGCAAACUCAGUGGCAGAUAUUAAAAAAUGUAGUCCUCUAUUACUAAAGAAACAGAAAUUCCUUUGUUACUUGUUGCUCGAUCCCUCAUGCACCCACCACUUUUUUGAGUAGGCAACUGGUGUUAAAAACAGAUUCGUGACCGCUGACUAACAACAGUACUUAAGUGAUGAUGGGAUGGAUGAUAGAAUUGGGAGCAAGGUUGAUACACGAACUCUUUACCAAAUGUGUUAUUGACAUACAGUUGAAAACAAUGUCUAGUUGAGGAGGUCAAUAAAUGCAUCAUUUUACAUUAUUUAUACUUUUGUUGGACCAAGAGGUUGAGUUUUUCCUUUUAUAUAAAUAAUUAUUUCUGUCUUUUGAGGAUUAUUAUUUUAAAAUAAUAUUCUUUCUCAGUGCCUAGAUAAUCUAGAAGGAAGACAACAGAUGACCAUUCCAGAGAGAAUUGGAAGAACACUUCAAAAAGCUGGAGUUUCCAUUACGGUUACAUCAUUGACUGACAUCUUAGCAUUUGCUGUUGGAACAUCAACUGUGAUGCCCUUUCUCAGAUCAUUUUGUGUCUUUGCUGCCACUGGUAUUCUCUGCUUAUAUGUAUUUGAAAUAUUUUUCUUCUUGAGUUGCUUGGCAUUAGAUGAGAAACGAAUCAUGACAAACAGAGAUUGCUGCUAUAGGCCCCAGAAAAAUUGGAAACCAAAUUCAUGCAGCCAGAGAAAUGUCCAGAAAACUGUAUUUAACAAGUAUAUCAUACCAAAUGUAAUGAAGACUCCUAUGAAGGUAUUUAUUCUUUUAACAACGUUAGUACUCUUCAGUGUCAAUAUAUGGUGUGUCCUUCAAGUAGAGCAGAAAUUUGAUCCUAUCUGGUAUUUAUAUCCAGACUCUUAUCCAAUUUUGUAUAAUGACAAAUUAAAUGAAUACUUUCCCAAAUAUGGAAAACGAGCUGCAAUUUAUAUGGGUGAUGUGAACUUCUAUGAAGAUAAAGCAGAACUUAAUGAGUUGGCAACUCGUUUAGAAAGUAAUCCAUAUAUUAAUAAAGCUACUCUUGAUAUAUGGUACAAGUCUUAUGAUGCUUGGCUUGAAAAACAUAAAACAGAACCUGAGAAUGAAGAUGAAUAUAAGGCAUAUUUGCUAGAAUUCCUUCUCCUUACUCGUGAGGGACAAACGUACAUUAAGGAUAUAAAAUUUACAUUUGCUGAUGGUGAUACUGACUAUAAUAUUACAGCAGCACAAAUUCCAAUUCAACAUAUUGUAAUGAAUACUACAGCGGAACAAGUAAAGGCAAUGGCAUCCAUCUGGGACACCAUCAAUUCUCUCAAUUUGACAAAAGAUGGCAAACAGCUUGUUGCUUUCUCACAAGAAUAUGUAUCCUGGACUGCUAAUAAGAUAAUUGGGGAAGAGCUUUUAAGAAAUUUAGGUUUGACGAUUGCAGCUGUGGCAAUGGUGACUCUUAUUCUCAUUCAGAAUCUUCAAACCAGUUUUUGGGUAAACUGCUGUGUUAUAUUUACUGUUGUGGAUCUAGUAGGCUCCAUGUAUUGGCUUGGAUUAACUAUUGAAAUUUCAACAUCAAUCAUGGUACUAUUAUGUGCUGGCUUAGCUGUAGAUUAUGCAGCUCAUGUGGGUCAUGAAUUUACUCGACUGCAAGGAACCAAACAACAGCGAGCUAUUACCACACUGAAUUUGAUUGGAACUGCCAUUUUUAAUGGUGGCUUAAGCACCUUCUUAGCAUUUGCAUUGCUGGGAACCAGCAAAUCGUACUUGUUUACAACAUUUUUCAAGUUAUUUACUGGUGUAGUUAUAUUUGGCCUCUUUCAUGGUCUUCUGUUCCUACCAGUCAUUCUCAGUUGGCUUGGUCCUGCAGCACCUACCGAUGCAGCUAGUAAUAUCAAUGUGUUCACAGUUCCUGUCGUCUCACAGAAUGGCAUACACUUGGAUCACUUGGUCACUACUGACAAAGAAGAAUCUGUAUGUAUAAAUAAGAAUGCAAAGAGGAAUGAAGAAAUGCAUACGGCUGUGACGUUAGAAGCGAGAGAAGGCGAGGAAAGCGAAACGGAUGCGUUAUCAUCUCAAGUACUAAGUAACAGUUAGUUGAGAAGACAAGAAUGUUGUCCAUUCUAGUACUGUAUGACAAAUGCUCAUUAUUUUAUAAGUCUUUUCUACAUCUUCAUAUUUUGUAUAUGUGUAGUGAAUCACUCAUUGAAAUGAUUGUAUGUGUUGUAGUCAUUGAUUUUUUUAAUGUGAUAAAUUAGCAUUUUUACAAAAGACUUUCUUACACGAAAUAUAUAUUAUUUUAAUAUAUGGAAUGAGUACAUUUAUUACUACAUAUAAGACUGUAUUACAAAGUAAGUCUUUCCUAGAAUAAUAUUCAAUUUGUUUUCCAAUUAUUGUUGAACAGAAUCCCAGAGUUUCAAGAUAUGAUUUUGCAUUCUGUGAAUGUGAAAGUGUUAAAGUGUAAGGAUAUUUUUUCAUUGUUUUUAUGUUAGCAAUGCAAAAAAUGUGGAAUGGAGAGAAUUGAAUUGUAGUACUGGAUGACUUGUUCUCAAGUCACUUUCCUUUUGUAAUAUCUUGUAGUGUCACUGUUUCAAUAGUGUUUCUACAAUUUAAAGAGCAUCUUAAGCACUUCAGACCAAUAUUAUUUUUGAAUGGAUCAUGCAGGAAUACCUGGAAGAUUGGUAACUUCAGGACUACUGCUUAACCAGAUACAGGUCUCAGGCGUUUUAUUCUGCAAUAUGUAAUGGUAUUUAUGUUGAUUCUUUUUUCAUAUAACAUUCUUAAUCCAAAUUAGUUCAUCUACAGAUAACUGCUGAUAAUGUUAUCAUGUUUUCUGAGAAGAAUUGUUAAUAAUGAAGUAUUCUUUCUGAAGUGAAACUAAAUGUAUAAUGGAAAUUCCUUAUUGAGAUUGAAAAGGUUUUCUUCAUUUUCAGCUCAUGGGGGUAAAACAUAUUGUAUGUAAGGUGACUUUUAAUGUUCUGUGAUAACACUUUAGUUUUAAACAUAGUGAAGAGCACAAUAGUUUUGACUUUUUCUAAUUGAUGACAGAAUCAGGAUAUACUGAAUUUGAAUUUCUUUUUGUACAUGGUUUCAAACUAUGCAUAUCUGAAAGUAUAAUGCCAACAUUACUGUCCUUCCUUGUACUUUAGAGUUGUAUUUUUUACUUGAAUUAGACCCUUAGUUUAUAAAAGAAGAAUUAGUUCAGUAGUUGAGAAUAAGAUGAAGUUAAGGUGUUUUAUAUAUUGAAACUUGGUUCAUUGUUUCCCUAGCAAAGUUCUUUAAAAGUAUCUAAAAAUGUGGCAGAAUACUGACUUGAUUGAUAUUAUAAUAAUGAAAAUACAGGUUGCCUUUCCUGGAACAGUACAAUAUUACAUAAAAUACAAUUCUCUGCCAGGGUUCAGAAUUUCAUUAAUAUGUAUUCCUGUAUAGAGGAAAUACAUUGUAGUCUAUAUGCAAGCUAGUAUCUAUGAAGAACUGAAGAAUUUGAGGAGAUAGCGGUGAUGUUAAUUGAUUGAAAAAUCUGAUACAUUUAAAAAAAAAUUGGUGAUGUAUGCAAAAUGAUAUUGUUAUCUUUCUUCAUUAUGAAUUGUAUAAAAAUAUUUUAUGUAAUUUGAGUAGUUCAUUUAUGAUGUAAAUAUGCUCAAGGUACCAUAUAUUUUUGUUAAAAUAUCAGUUAAAACUAGUUGAUACUGAGAAUUGUUACUAUAUCUUUCAGUUCAGGAAUGGCAUAUUUGCAUCUUAUAAAAAAGUUAUUUAAAAAAUUAAAACUUACUUUUUCCAAGAAUGAAAAUGUGAAACAAUAAAACAAAUUUAAGUGAAUCUGAAUGGUGUGGAUGAAUUUUAGUAUGAAACGAAGUGUUUGUUUCCAUUAUAGAAUAUUUUCAUGUCAUUCCAAUGCAAUUAAACAUAUGCAAGAGCUAGAACAAGUUUGCUAGUUACUGUGAUCAACAUGUAGUCCGUUUCUUUAUAAAUAACAAACUUAAUAUAAAAUUAAUUUUUACUUCCUUGCCCUUAAUUCAUAAGGUAGAAAAAGUGUUGUAAUCGUGCACAGCAAAAGAGCAAAUUUUCAUCAGAAAAACUCCUAUUGCCAGGCUUCUAAUGAAAAAGGAGAUAAAUCUCAUGUAUGCAUUAAAUUACUUCCUCUAACAUGUGUAGACAGUAACUAUGUUUUGCGGGGCCUUGAUAUUGAAAAUUUGAUUGACAGCAACAAUGUCUCUCUGUCCAUCUACCUGUCUCUUGUGUUAUUCUGCCUCUGCCCGUCUGACUAAUUCUCUGUCUCUGCCCGUCUUGACUGUUUCUCUGUCUCUGCCUGUCUAUCUGUCUGAUUCUAUUUUGAAAAU
This is a messenger RNA of Gryllus bimaculatus (two-spotted cricket), 6561 nucleotides long. The record is from the annotation of a GenBank genome assembly. NCBI's taxonomy places the organism in Eukaryota, Metazoa, Arthropoda, Insecta, Orthoptera, Gryllidae.